AUGGAGACUUAUGUAGCUAGCUUCCCAGUUUGGAAGAUCCCCUUCAAGGAGGUACACCUGAUGCAGGUAGACCUCAAGGCCUACUGCCUCGCCCUGCAGAGGAAGGUGGAGGCCUGGUGGGCGCGGCCCCCGGAGGAGGCAGCCCCGGCCAAGGUGCCCCCCAAGAUGGAGAGGUGGGAUGGUGGCUGGACCAGGAGGGGUGCCCCCGAGCCAGCCGCUGCACUUGGGGAUGCUGAAGUUGGAGGAACCAAGCAGCUGGGCCUUUCCUCUCCGGCUCUCCCGGCGACACCUGGGGCGCCAAACCCCCCAACCGGAGAAGCGGCACCCGCUGUUGGGGCUGGGCGCUUCCAGUAUUUGGCGCUGCAAGCGAUCCCACACUCCCAUUUCCAGCAGAGGAAGGACUGGUACAAGAACACUGACCAGGACCUGCGCGAUUACGUGGUGCAGAGGCUGGUCCAUGCCAUCUUCCCCACUCCUGACUUGGCCCUCCUGAAGAAUCACCAGGUGGAGAAGGUGGUGUCCUACGCCAAGAAGGUGGAAGGGGACGUCUACCAGUUGACCAACCACUGGGAUGUGUAUUGCUGCCUCAUUAUGGUGAAGCUCUUCAAAAUAGAGAAGGAACUGAGGGAGAAGAGGGCCCUCCGGGGCCACAAGCAAGGCAUCGCGGACGCCCAGGCCUCGCCCAGGGGACCAGCCCAGCCUGCGGUGCCUCUCGGCAGUCAGCUGGCCGCCCCGGGAGUGCCUCCGAGCCCCACCCAGGACCCCCCAGGUGUCCCUCCGCUGAACCCCAUGUCCAUUUGGACCAUCCAGAUCUCUCCCAUUUUGCUGGACCUCCUGGCGGCCCCCCAGACAAGCCCGCCUGCUCAGACCCACGGCGAGGAAGCGGCUCCGGCGGUGCCCGCCAGUUCCCCUUGGCUGCCUCAGCCCCAAAGUGCAACAAGGGCCUCUUUGGGCACCUUCCCGAGCCCUCCACCGGCCCCCGGCCAGUUCCUUCCCCCGCAUCUGUUUCCUGCCCCCCUUGGAGCUCUGGACGCCAGCCUGGGCAUCCUGGGGGAAUCGGCUCCACAGGACGGAGGAGCCCAGGGCCAGGACCCAGGCUCCCCCCCACUCUCACUCUGUGCCCGCCGUGACCCUUCUGCCUCCUCACGCCUUGCCAGGGGCCCAGAGUCAAAGUGCAUCCUUGGGGCCGAUGCCCAGCAGCAGCCCCACCCACCCUGCCCGAAGUCAGCCCCGGGCCCUGGCACCCUGGGGGACCCCCACUUUGGGACCAGAGAGGCUGCCUCCCAUGGGCUGCUGGGUAAACGCCGGAGACUGGCCGAAGGGGGCUGGAGUGCCUCCCCUGCUGGCCCCUCCCCUUUGGCCCUCCCCGAUGCCCCGGCGCAGCCACCUCCGGUGACCCUCGAGUCCCUUCACCGUUUGCUGGAAGACUUGCGCAUCUCUGUCCUCCGCAACCUUGGGGCUGUCCAUAGGCAGAUGGAGGCCCUGGAGAAGAGGAUCCACAUGCUGGAGCGCUGGCGGGCAGAGACGGAGGGGCGCCAGCAGCUGCCACCACCAUAGCCGAUGGCUGGGCUCCCUUCCUCCCCUUGUACAGACGCCCUGUUCUAAGGACGGUUCCGCCUUUGCUUCCCUUUGUAUUCCUCAAACGUCAGACAAUUUUCACUCUGCUCCUUGGAUGGCAGCGUCUGGUUGCUGAGACGGGCCUCCCCAGCAUGUCACCCCGUGGUUCGUCCGGUGCCGGGUGGCCCUGGAGCCCAGUGCUGGGGGAAGGGAUGGCCUCUGAAGCCGAGGCCGCUCCAGAAACUGCCCAGCCGCCUCUGGGCCCCGGAGAGCAUUGGGGACGAGUGGGGGAGGCACAACAUUUGGGA
Molecule: messenger RNA, 1865 nt
Organism: Pseudonaja textilis
Lineage: Eukaryota; Metazoa; Chordata; Lepidosauria; Squamata; Elapidae
Source: RefSeq, a predicted model, not a curated record